CAGAAAGAAGAAUUUAAAUGAGGAAAUUAACUCUAGUUAUAUGAUAGUUGAUUUCAUGCUUAAUGCGUUUUUCGUUAGGAGGUGAAAGCCUGUAUUUUGCUGUAUUUGACCUGCAUAGAUUGUAACACUUUCUAGGUGAAUAUAUUAUACGUCCGAAGCAACCACCCUAAAAAACAUGAUGGAAAUGUUUGCCACCAAAUACAAAGUGCAUACGUGUUAUACGUGUCAAGGGGACACGAAUUACUCUUGUAUAACGUGUGAAUGUGAUAUGUGUUCCCAGUGUACAGUAAACCAUAAACAAGAUCUAAAAACAAUUGACCAUAAUAUUGUAAUAUACCGUGAUAAACCCAUAUCAAAUCUAAAACAAGUGAACCACUCGAAACACUCAGAUAUAAAAGAGCACCAUGAUCUAAGUGAGCAACCUGCCUGUUGUCUCGGCAAGGAGCACAGGAAACAUACCUUACUAUAUAUUAGAGAUGAAACAGAGCAAGAAGACCAGCGAAGAAUGAUUCAAAUCAUUAGAAGUGAGGUUCUUCUAAACAGACAAGUUCUCAUGACAACAAUCGAGGAAGAUCACAAUAUCUGUCACGAAACAUUCACAUUAUAUCAAUCUAAGAUGUUAAAAAAGGCCCAGAGACUAAAGGAUCGCCUUCACAAUGGGUUUGGUGGAUUUAAUUUCAAACACAGAUGUUCAAAACAGAGGAGAUAUUGUUACAGUACAGAAAGAUACGAGCUUAGAUAUGAACAGUCAGCAAUAAAUCCAGUGCAAUUUCUCAGAGAGAAAUCUCACAUCCCCCAAAUAUGUGACAGCCCACAUCUUACUAUCCACACCAACCAUCUUUCCAUUAAUAACGCUAUCAACACAAAGGAUGUGUUGGAGUCACUGAUUGAUAUCAAAAUGAGAGAUGGAGAAAAACGACACUUUAAAAAUGAGCGUCUGCUGAAACUGAUGACUGGUGUUGAGUUACAUCAAUCUUUGUCAGUGAAAGACGCAAGACAUUGUGACCACAUUUCCUGUGUAACAUCAGACCGGGUUUGGAUCAGUUACAGAGACCAUCUGAUGUUGAUAAACACAAAAGGUGACACUCUUUAUUCCUUGAACAAGUUAUCAAAUUAUUCUGAUGGAUUUCACACCGUGAACAAAGAGAACGAAUUGAUUUUUAUUGGUAAUGGUUGCAUCACUAAACUUUCAAGGGAUAUGAAAACAGCCACUACAUUUAUUGAGACAAAAGAUUCUCCGUGGAGACCAAGGUGUGUUUACUGUUCUCCGUCCACUGGAGAUCUACUGGUCGGUGUGUAUCGAUAUUUAGAGGAAAAAGAGACAGGUAAAGUUACCCGGUACAACCAGAUCGGAAAACUGACACAAACAGUAUUUACCGACAACACAGGAAAUAACUUAUAUAAAUCACCACGCUAUAUAACAGAAAAUAACAAUGGGGAUGUCGUGGUGUCUGACAUUAAUAUAGGAGUAGUUGUAACAGAUUGUGUAGGAAGACAUUGUUUCUCCUACACAGGACAUCCACCAGAAAUAGGACUUAUUCCAUAUGGAAUCUGUACUGACGUGCUAUCACACAUCCUGGUGUGUGAUGGUAAAGCCAACACAGUACAGAUGAUAGACAGGGACGGUCAGUUCCUGUCAUAUCUACGUAUAAGACCUUCAGGGAUAUUUACACCACACAGCCUGAGCUAUGAUGCCAAUACUCACCGUUUCUGGGUUGGAUCUAAUCAAUAUAGCACAAUCUGCGUUUACAGGUUUAUCACACGACAGGGGGGUUUGACAGAUUUGAAUGCAGACAUUUUUGAUGAGGUGGAGGGAAUGGGGGAUGUCCAAACACCGGAAACAAAAACCCCACAAGAAAGAAAGGACAACUUAUUGGGAUUAGGUUCUCCCAAAAAGUUAUCCAUCUCUCCAGAAGUGAUGGGUGUCUUUAGCUGUCAUCACAUUUCCUGUGUGACAUCAGAUAGGGCCUGGGUCCACGAUAAAAAAUCUAUUAUCUUGACAAAUAAAGCAGGGGAAACUUUGCAUCAUCUGGAAGAUUUAUGUGAAGAUUCAUAUUCUGGACUACAUUCUGUGAACAAUGAAGAUGAACUAUUUUAUAUAGAUGAGGAAUAUAACAUAAGAAAAUUAUCAAAGGAUAUGAGAAGUACAACCUUAUUUACACUGACAACGGCCUCUAUAAGGAUACCACAGUGCCAUAUAUGGAUGCCGUCUUCUUUUAAUAAAGACGCUAAAUGGCAGUAUGUAAAAUGGCCAUUCUCUACUACGAAUCAAACUUCUACCUGGAGACCACGAUGUGUUUGUUGGUCACCGUUCACUGGAGAUUUACUGGUCGGGAUGUACAUAGAGGAACCAAACAUAGGCAAAGUAACUCGGUACAACCAAAGCGGAGAACUGGCACAAACAAUACAAUAUAACGACAACGAAUUGGAACUGUACCGUGGACCGCGCUUUAUAACGGAGAACAACAACGGGGAUAUCGUGGUGUGCGACGAUGAUGCUUUAGUGGUAACAGAUCGGGAUGGAAGACAUCGUUUCUCCUACACAGGGCAUCCAUUAGGAUCAGGACUAUUACCAGGUGGAAUCUGCACAAAUGCAUUGUCACACAUUUUUGUCUGUGAUAGUAUAUCCAAAACAGUGCACAUGAUAGAUAAAGAUGGACAGUUCCUGUUGCAUGUGAUGGAACCGCAAGAGGAAGAUGAACCUUGCAGUCUGGGUUACGAUGUUCAUACUCAAAGCCUUUGGGUAGGAACACUGUACAACAACACAUUGAGUAUUUACACGUUCAGUGACCAGGACACUGUGACAAAUGAACUACCACCCUCUCCUGGUGAGGAUGUCCUGAUCGGCGCAGGGUCAGUCUGAGAGGAAUAGAGAUAGCUUUUAAUUUUACAGCCCGGUCAUCAUUUUGCGUCGCUCAAUAUCCCCUAAAGAUAGAGAAUGGUAUUAUUGGAUUUCCACGCAGUUUUGAAUGAACAAAGACAUGUAUGAUGGGGGAAAAUUCAAUUGGUUUUCAAGAGGUUGUUUUUUUUUCAAACCCUAUAGUUACAAUGUAUGCAUAUCUUGAAUUAUAAAGGAGACUCGAUGAUGAACAAUUACGCAUCAGAUGUACCAAUGUUUUGUUAAUGUUUUUGGAUCUAUGAACUAGUGUUUAGUAAAGUAAACAAAACCAAAAAUACAAAUAUAUAACCUUUAAAAUUUGUGUUAAUUCUUAUCUCCUACUUUGGAUUGUCUAAAGAUUGUCGCCGAAAGGAUUGGGCAAACCAAACAUUCACCCAGACCAUGCGAGACAUUAUGAAGUAGCAUUUGAAAUAGAAAAAAUGUAAUUUUUCAAAUUUGUGACAUUUCCUUUAUAUCUUAGAAAUAGUAAAAAAAUGGACGUGACCAUCUAGCCUUUUUAACUGUAUACAUAUAAUAAAUCGAUGAAGAUUGUCACAAAUUCAAAAUUUGUUAUCUAAAUUGACUUUGGGAACAUAUUGCUAUUGUGUACUAACAGUGUUUAUUUAUUUAAGCAUUUUUGAUUUGUUUUACCUGAAACAACUUUUUUAAGGUAUGGCAAAUAAGAUAAAUAUAAAGUAAAAAGGGAAUACUGUGUAAUCAUCGUUGUUCGUGGAGGGGCAAUUUUCGUGGAUUUCGUCGGUAACUCUCUUCUACGAAUGUACAUCCCCACGAACGUAUGUAGAAGCAUUUCUUUAAUAUUCACGAAACCACUUAACACUACAAACAAAAUAACGUCCUCGCGAAC
Magallana angulata is the source of this 3743-nucleotide messenger RNA. RefSeq lists its product as uncharacterized. The coding region runs from base 176 to 2863 and encodes 895 amino acids. The record is from RefSeq and is a predicted model, not a curated record. Gene Ontology annotation, biological process: protein polyubiquitination; proteasome-mediated ubiquitin-dependent protein catabolic process; negative regulation of translation. NCBI's taxonomy places the organism in Eukaryota, Metazoa, Mollusca, Bivalvia, Ostreida, Ostreidae. Gene Ontology annotation, molecular function: translation repressor activity; ubiquitin protein ligase activity. The transcript is spliced from 5 exons.